AUGAAAGGUCAACCACCCCUCAAGAAGAAUAAGAAAUUGUUUUCCGUCUUCCAAAGGGCAGAUAGACCUACAGAAAGUACAACUUCUGAUGGACUAACUAAAGACAACCUUUAUUUUCACCAGAAAUUGAACAACAGUCAUCCUCAAAUUAGAGUAGCAUAUCUAAAGGCUGAGCCUUAUCAACUAAAACUUGUUGAGUAUCCAAAGACACAAGGAAAAUCUCAGUCUCGUCGCUUUCAAGCACAAUGGAAUUUUCUUGAAAUGAUAAAAAUUUUGACAGAAACGAAGGCAGAAAUUGAUCGAAUUAUUUUGAAGAAUACUCCAAAAAAUGCCCAAUACAUUACUUCGACUAAAGAAGUUGAUGUUAUUUGGGAGUUCAUUUCUCAUUUGGACAAUAUUAUCAACAUUAUUACUUCUUUCCAUAAGCACAUUAUAGAUUUACAAUCCACUCAAAGAAAUGAAAUUGAGCAUAUGUUAGCUACUGGGGAGUGUGAGUCGGAAAGAGGAGCAAAUCAAAGAGAUGAUGAUUGGGAAGAAUUUCUUCAGGAAUUAAGAAAGUUUUGCUCAAAACACGAUAUUGAGAUACCUGACCUAGAAAGUUUGUACAAGGCUGGUCCUUGUCGUUCUCGUGAUCAAAUUACAACGGAUCAUCAUUAUCACUUUGAUUUUUUCAAUGAAACAAUAGAUUCCUUAGGACAUUUUGAGCUAGAUAUGAAGAGUGAAUCUCGAUUUCAAGUAUCGACAGUUGUUGAGUUAUGUCAACGGUUAACUGAGAGUGGCAAGUUGGAGACUCAUACUAUGGUUACUCGAUUAAUUCUUCUUGUACUGACUUUAUCUAUUUCUACGGUGACUACUGAGUGA
This is a messenger RNA of Olea europaea var. sylvestris, 861 nucleotides long. RefSeq lists its product as uncharacterized. NCBI's taxonomy places the organism in Eukaryota, Viridiplantae, Streptophyta, Magnoliopsida, Lamiales, Oleaceae. Bases 1 to 861 code for a protein of 286 amino acids. The transcript has 5 exons. The record is from RefSeq and is a predicted model, not a curated record.